Ectocarpus sp. CCAP 1310/34 is the source of this 2214-nucleotide messenger RNA. NCBI's taxonomy places the organism in Eukaryota, Phaeophyceae, Ectocarpales, Ectocarpaceae. The record is from the annotation of a GenBank genome assembly.
CCUCAUCUCGUCAUCUCUGCCAUUGACGGUGCCCAUACCUUACAGAAAGGCAUCGCGGAUAUUGCCCAGCGCCGAAGGGAGUGAUGGCGGACUUUCUCAACCUGGAUUCAAGAGGCAACAAGCUCAAGAAAGAGCAACAGAAACGUCGAGAUGCCGCGAGGCUGAGAAUUCAGAGAGAAAGGCGGAGUAAGGAAGCGGCCGCGAAGGAUCAGGCGAGAAUCGAGGAGCAGAUUAGGGCGAGAAAGCUCGAGCAGCGGCGGAAGGAGGAAGAGGCGAGGAAGCAGGAAGAGGCGGAUCAAAUCCGAACUGGCGGCAUCAGCUACAAGGAGUCUCUCCUGGCGGUCACAGCCGAUGGCGAGGGGGACAAGAUUCUCCUGCCACCAUCCGCCCUAGAAUCUCUUUCCAGGCAGGACGCGGUUGGCCUUGGACCCAUGCUGUUCGAACUCACUUGCACCACCUCCGGUGCCGCUCCCACUGCUCAGCAGCAGUGGGAACAGGUCCCGGCAUUGCAAGGCGGCACGAUGACAACGACCCGAACGACGCACGCCGGGGUGUUGGAAUUCGUCGCUGACGAGGGCACUAUCGGACUUCCUCGAAAGGUGGUGCUCAGCCUUUUGGGGGCUGCCGCACACCAGGUGCCGUCCCGCACGAGCGACGAAAACAUCGGUGCGAACGACGACGCAGAAAAUGCGAAGGCUGAGAGGCCGGCGGUGGAAGGGCUCGAGAACGUGGUGGUGAGGUAUGUCCGCCUCGCGAAGGCCACUUUCGCGAGGGUGGUGCCGGAGACGGUGGGGCUGUCCCAGGUAUCGGAGCUGAGAGCGAUGUUGGAGCAUAAUAUGCGCAACCACUCGACGUUGACGGUUGGGGAUCACUUGAGCGUGUGGAGACGAGGAAAGGAGUUCAGCCUGAAGGUGGUUGAGCUGCGCCCUGAGCCUCAGGUAACCGUGAUCGACACGGACAUGGAGAUAGAGCUAGACUUGCCGGAAAAGGCGAGAGAACAGCUCCAGGAAAAGGGUGCGCAAGACCGAGCGAAGACCUUGCGCGCGCACAUGAACGCCGCAACGACCUCAUCCCGCGGCGCUUCCCCGACGCAGAGCUUGUCCCCGCUCCCAUCUGGAGGAGGAUGUGUCGUGGGGGGCAAGGGUUCAUCGGUACCGGCAGGUGGCAGAGACACCAGCAUAACCGGGCUUUCCCCGAUGGAUGACAGCGAGAGCGAUGACGAUUCAGACCUCGACUCCGAUGACGAGCGAUCGACAGCCGGAGGCCCGAAGAAACGCGCCUUCAACCUCGAGAAGCACCGCCUGGCCAAGUUCCAGCAACUCCCGGAGGAGCCGCCUAGCGACGAAGAAGGCGUGUUCACCUGCCAGCUAAGGACUACCGAGGGGAAGUUCACGAGGCGCUUCCGUUUCGCAGACUCCUUGGAGGUGUUGUUAGAUUUUUGUGAAGCCCAAGGCGGCGUCCCGGGUCAGUACAGGCUGGUCAUGCCGUUCCCAAGGAGGGUUUUGACAAGAGAUGAUGCAUCGGCAGGCACGACGUUGCACGAAGCAGGGCUCACCUCGAAACAGGAAUCGGUGAUUUUGGAGAGACUCUAGAUGUAUGCAUAGCCAGGUUUGAUUGUAUCAGUUUCAUCUGUGAUCUGACGCUCGGACAGGUGUUUGUGUUUCCUGUUUUUGAUGGACGUGGUUGCGUCACCGCUGGCGUUGGGCGAAAGCGCAGCAUCUUGUAGUGUCUUGCAGAGGUCACUUGCCGGCGUUUGGGCACAGCUGUUGUUUUGUUCUCAUGUAUUUUUUUUGUACAUGCGGGAGGUGUGUCCGUCGAGUGAUUGAUUUUGGAGGCCGUUUAACGCGCUUUGGAGGCGCAACAACCCUCGGAAUCCUUGUUUGUGGUCGUGAAAGUCCCUCGCUGGACGUGGAAGGUAAUGCGUCAAGAAAAUGUCAAUUAGGAAUCAAGAGGGCUUUGUACAGAAAUGGACCGGCGAGGUGCUUGAGCAUCGAUUCAGCACAAAGUUGUGGAACAUUUGUUUGCCUGCUCGAAACCAGGAAAAGAGGUGAAAUGCCGCAGUGUGGCUAGCUGCUUACGUGGUCAUGGUUGUGGCAAACAAGCGCAACGACGAGUGCGCUUCACCGGAUGGGCGGGUGUUCGUUUGUCGCGGAGUGAGUACCAAGCAAAACCUCCCGGGUGGGUGCAAGUCGAUUGGUGCAGUGAGGAUAUCUU